Pleuronectes platessa (European plaice) is the source of this 4019-nucleotide messenger RNA. Its product is annotated as elongation of very long chain fatty acids protein 6. Gene Ontology annotation, cellular component: endoplasmic reticulum membrane; endoplasmic reticulum. Lineage: Eukaryota; Metazoa; Chordata; Actinopteri; Pleuronectiformes; Pleuronectidae. The transcript has 4 exons. Gene Ontology annotation, biological process: fatty acid elongation, monounsaturated fatty acid; very long-chain fatty acid biosynthetic process; fatty acid elongation, polyunsaturated fatty acid. Gene Ontology annotation, molecular function: fatty acid elongase activity. Bases 179 to 988 code for a protein of 269 amino acids. The record is from RefSeq and is a predicted model, not a curated record.
UCAUCCUCCUCAUCCUCCUCUUCAUCCUCCUCUCCCGGGUCACCUCCGCUUCUCCUCGGCCGGACGAAGCAGCAGCAGCAGCGGCCCCGUGCGCCUCCUCUCCCCGGUGUCCCUUCCGGUUCCUCCCCGCCUCACAGACUCGUCCACAGCCGGACAUCGGGCCCCUUCCGCGGGAAAAAUGACCAUGAACGACACGGAGCUCCGCCUGGUGGAGUUCGGCUUCGAGCGGAGCUUCGAUGAACGUCGAGCUCUGGAGUGGAUGCAGGAAAACUGGAGCAAGUCCUUCAUGUUCUGUGGCCUCUACGCUGCGCUGGUGUUCGCCGGCCAGCACUUCAUGAGGGAACGACCCAAGCUGAACCUGCGGCGCCCCCUGGUGCUGUGGUCCCUCAGCCUGGCCGUGUUCAGCAUCAUCGGAGCCAUCAGGACCGGACUCUACAUGACGCACAUCCUCACGACCAGCGGCUUCCGACAGUCCGUGUGUGACAUCAGCUUCUACAGCGCCCCCGUCUCCAAGUUCUGGGCCUACGCCUUCGUCCUGAGCAAAGCCCCCGAGCUGGGCGACACCAUGUUCAUCAUCCUGAGGAAGCAGCGCCUCAUCUUCCUGCACUGGUACCACCACAUCACCGUGCUGAUCUACUCCUGGUACUCCUACAAGGACCAGGUGGCGGGCGGCGGCUGGUUCAUGACCAUGAACUACGUGGUCCACGCCUUCAUGUACACUUACUACGCGGCCCGGGCCGGCGGCCUGCGGGUUCCCCGUCCCUUCGCCAUGAUCAUCACGGCCACCCAGAUCCUGCAGAUGGUGAUGGGGCUGACGGUGCUGGGCCUGGUUUACUACUGGAUGCACGAGGUGCGCUGUCCGUCCAACAUGGACAACGUCACAUGGGGCUCCAUGAUGUACCUGAGCUACUUGAUCCUGUUCGCCAUGUUCUUCUACAACUCCUACCUCAGAGGCGUCUCCAGCGGCAAAGGCUCCAAGGCCGAGUAGAGAUCCUGAGCGCCUGUCAACGUGUGCCAAGCGCAGAGAUGACCGACAGGGAGGGGCCAUGAAUGUGUGAGUCACAGCUGGUGAACAGGCUCCUCCUCUUGUUCCGUCAUCAUCAACUGACUCUUAAUACUCGUCUGUUGCUCUUAACACUGACACAUCAUCCACUGACACAGCAGGAGCGAGGAGGCUGGUUCUGCCUCGGCACAGUUUGAUACGAUCUGGUGACUAGUCGAUGUUUCACAGUGAUUAUAGAAACAUGAGAGUCCAAGUCUCACUUCAUCUAAACCUAUGAAAGACAAGUCUUUGUCUGAGGUGAUGAACAAAUGUUUUUAUGUUGUAAUGAAAAGGUGAAAAAGAUCUGAACUAGAACAAACUGUUGUAAAAUGUUGAAGGAUUCGUUCUAGAUUUUGUGAAAUACACUCGUUCACACUCUUUCUCAGCCUGGAGGUGGUUAGCUUAGCUUAGCAUAAAGACUGCAAGCAGGGGGAAACUGCUAGCCUGAAAAAAACAAAGAACCUUCGAAUUGAAUGCUUAAAACAACAAUUCUUAAUUUUAAUCUCUCGCCUUACAGAACUGACUCGUGACAUUUGAAUCCGACGUAGAAUUUCAAGAAAUUACAUAAGCGCAAAUUGUCGUUGUUCAUAGUUUUUGCAUAAAAAUCCAGAUGCAGCUUAUUAAUCAGUGUGUCUCUGAGAUGUUGAGAGUUCUCUUCAUCACUUAACAGCUUCCCCCCGAUUACAGUCUUUGAAUUAAGCUCCAGUGACUUCAACCUUCUCCUCGACACUGGGAAAGAACAACGAACCAGUUUAUUUGCCCCAAAAUGUGGAACUGCCCCGUGUUUUAGCUUUUAGCACAACUGUAACCUGCAGGAUAGAAACUCUAUGAAAAGGGAAUGAAGACUUCAUAUGAACUGAAUGUCUGCGGGGGGGGUCAGCGCACACACAGACACACACACACACACAUGCACACACACACACACACACACACACGAGCAGGAGGAUCAGUUGAACUCUCGAGCUCAUUCCUUAUCUCAGAAUCGUCUCUGAACUUCUAGGACCUGGUGUUUGAAACACGCCCGACGUGUCCUGCUGUCACAUCGUGUGUUUACUCUCUUCUGCACGUUCUGCCUUCUCCUCCUCACUUGACACAUUUACACUGAACAAUGAGUUUAUUAAUGAGGAGUUUGAACAGGUGGAGCAGCCAUAAAUACAGAAUAUAUUCCAGGAGCCGGGUGUAAACAUCUCAGUGAACAAAGGAACUCUCUUUAUCAGAUAUUUGAUUCCGUGUGUGUGAAGGCACCUGACGACCACUCCCACAGUUAUUAAUAGAUUUAAACAAAACCUUUAUGGCUCCAUUCCACACCUCCGUGCUCUUCAGGAGACGGGUGGAUGAAAAGAAGGAGAAUCUACUGAGGGAAUUGAAGAGAAGUCUUAUUUAUCCAUUAAUCGUGAUAUCGUGCCGUCUCAAAACCUCAGAAAUCAAUCAGCGAAGCACUUAUACUUUGAAAUGAAGGAUAAUAAAUUAACCAGUGUACUCGAAGUACAGAUUUUAAAAAUGAAAAACUACUAAACAUUAACUGAAAAGUAACCCAGCACUUCUUAAACGUUUUUGAGUGACUAACUUAAACACUCAGUGACACCAUAGUUAUUUUCUUAUCUUGUUGUUAUCAUGUUUUCGUCAAAAAAAGGAUCGAUUCAUUCCUCCUGGGGAAAUAAAGCCGUGUAGAUCAAAUCUAGAAUAACCUGUAAAGAUCUGAGACGUUCAGGUGUUGGGGUUCGAAUGUGUUUCCUGGUGUUCACACUGGAUUCUGGGCCUUCGUGUCUUUUAUUGGAUAAACGGACGAGCAGCUGAGGUCUGGACACAAACUAAAACAACCAGUUGUACAUGUUGGGUUUGGGUUUUGAUUUAUCUCCAUCGUAUGAAACCACACUUUGCUUCGUGCUCUGAAACCCUCGAUUCACAUGAAGGAUUUUCCUCGAGGCUCAGAAGAGGUGAAGGUUCUCUCUGCUUCCCAAGAACAAUCGAAACAGAAUUUAAUGUGACAGUAUGUAAAGUAUUAUUGUUAUUAAUCAUCUUCUGAGCGGGUGGGGGAUUUAUUUGUGAGGUGCACACGUCCUCAGAACAGUUGGUGAACGGGACGAGGCAGAAAACAUCCGGCCUCUGGAUUCUGUGUAAAUUAGAAGAACAAGCGGAGACGUCCAUCCCGUGUUCUCUCUCUCUCUUCUCCUUUUUGAUGUACUGUCGAGUCCACACUGUCGAUUCCCGUGGUGCAGAUGAAGAAACCUGGUCUGAGAAGGAUUCUUGCAGAGAUUGGACACUAGGGUGCUUCCUGUUCUCUGAGGUGCUGAUUGUGACUCGGUGUGGGAGCAGAGAAACCACUGGGGCUGCUGGGAUCCCCUGUAAAUUACCUGUGUAUUUAUUUUCUUGUAGUGGAAAACGUUCUCCAGCAGAUCUGACGUGUGUAGAUGUUUUUACCAGGAUGUGCAGUUUCUCCAGCUGUGCAUCGGUUUCUCUUCCAUCCAGAUGUUUUGUUCAUGCGUUUCUACAUUCCACACAUCUGCUGGCAAACCACCUCCGCCUCCUCACUGAUAAGAGAUGGAUGACGAUAGCAGAAGAACUCUCAAAGCCAUUGACACUGAACACGCAGAGAGGUUUCCUGGGGUGGGUUGAAUUUGUGUAACAUGAUAUCAUCCUGUUGUUGUUUUGUGUGUUUCAUGCUAAUGUCAAACGAAGCUUCUCCAUCUUGUGAAAACACGAGUCGACCACUAUGACUGUUUGUUCCGUCCACGUGCAGCUGCUCGUGUGGGAGGAGCUGCGCUUCACACUCGUUGUGUGUCUGUUGUGUUGAUGUAGUUAAACUCACUGCAGGUCCUGUCGAUGUCUCGGAGCCUGAAGACAUUCACUGUUAAACAACUCAGAGUCAAAAUCACUGGAGGAGUCGACCACUCGAUAAACUUGAUGCUAUUCUGAGUCAUUUCUGUGCCAAACAAAGCUUCUGCUGUUCUGUUCUCUACCUUGGUUUAAUGUGACC